CUGGGGUGUAAAAUCCGGCAGGGUGGCGGGGGCCGGAUCCCCGGGGGGAGAUCGGACCAGAGAUGCGAGGCUGUGCAGGGAACGGGAGAAAACGGAGCCCGCAGCCCUGAUCACCUGAAGAAGGUGUUUUGAACACGACUGGAUCUUGAGACGCAGGGUGUCUGAGCAGCUGGUGUGGCACACCCCCCACAACGUCACCUUCUCCCUUCCUUGUUUUGGAAACCGAAAGUAAAAGUCUGGAAAAGGUUUCUCUUCCUUCGCCAUGGCGUCCGCUCUGGUGGAGGAGCUGCAGUGCCCCGUGUGUCUGGGGCUGUUCUCGGACCCGGUCACGCUGCCCUGCGGGCACACCUUCUGCCGGGGCUGCCUGGAGAGUUACCUGGCCACAGACGUCCCGGUGCACCUCUGCCCGGAGUGCAGAGCCCCGAUCCCCCGCCGGGACUUCAGGACCAACCGGGUGCUGAGGAACAUGGCUGACAGGGCGAGGCAGGAGGAAGAGAAAGUGUCCGAGCAGACAGACCUGCUGUGCGUCGAGCACGACGAGAAACUCAAGCUGUUCUGCGAGACGGACGGGACGUUGAUCUGCUUGGUCUGCCGGGACAGCAGCAGCCACCGGGGACACGGGUUCAAGCCCGUGCAGGAGGCGGCGCAGGAGUUCCGGGUGAGGCCGCCGCUGUUCUCGCCUGGAGAGCGUGAACCGUCCCCUCCCUGGUCAUGCCGAGACAGCGGCUCCGCGCUCGAACCCCGAUCCGAUCCAUCUGGCGGAGCGAACAGCCAGCGAGACGCUCUUUCGUUUCACUUCUCAAGGCUUUUGUUGAACUGGCGUCUGUUCCUGCGUCUUUAGUUGUGUGCUGACUGUGUCAUCUUCUCUCUGUCACUGUUGUCUUGUGUGUGGACUGUUUUAAGCCACUUUUAAAGGCGCUGUAUAAUAUAUUCUAAUGAUUAUUAUCACCGUAGGAGGCUGACGUAUCCAGCGAGUGAAAUCAGAUGUAAAAGAUUGACUGUGGACUGAGUUAGACUGAGGAGCCGAACCGCA
Molecule: messenger RNA, 1033 nt
Organism: Lepisosteus oculatus (spotted gar)
Lineage: Eukaryota; Metazoa; Chordata; Actinopteri; Semionotiformes; Lepisosteidae
Source: RefSeq, a predicted model, not a curated record